AUGGACCAUUUUUCCACGGUGCUGCAGCGACCGCCUCAUUUUGAUGAGGAUGGGAGCAAUGGGGCCGUGGGCGAAGAUCGAGGUCCUCGCGGGGGUCUGCGCGACAUCUUGAACCCCGUGAGCUCGACAACACAGCCGGGAACGCCUGGGGCACCUGCGCCGCCUCGACCGCACUCGUCAUUCAACUUACGAUCCCCGACCCAACAAUCCGAUUACCACCAUCCGAGCGCCUAUGCCGCCUCACCAUCGGCGGCCGCGGGUCAGCCAUCAGGGUCCCGUUCCAUUCUAAACAACCCAUUUGGAUCCACGCCUUCGUCGUCAUUGCCGCCACCAUUGCAAGCUCCACCAAACAUUGUCUCGGCGGCGACAUCAGGCCUGCAGCAUCCGCCGCGGUCACCAUUGCACGCGCCGACGGUAUACUACCCAACGGAAAUUCGCGAUCGCGAUCCGAUACGCGAGAAAUCGAGAACCAGCAGUUUUUACGACCCGACAACCGACGGUAAUCGAGACCGUGAACGCAGGGUUUCAGAAACCGGCUCCUGGCGCUCCAGUGCGCAGGCCUCUCCGCCAAAGGUCCGCGACCCUUACAAUUACUCGCAAUCUUCCACGGAAUACUACAACAACGGGACCUACGCAUCUCCAACGACGACAGCACCUUAUCGUCCGCGCAGUCCCACCACACACCCUCGCCAUUCACCGGCGGUUGGGCCCACCAGUCCAUCGAUCAGACCGCCUGCCAUCGCCUCACCCAGCUUAAGGCAAAUCGCGAUGCCCGGCGCGACCACCAACGGGACAUCGGUCCUGCCCGCCCUGGCACGGACCGAGUCUCCGGCACCUCCCUCUAGAACCCCUGCCUCAGGUACCCCAAGUCGGGCUGCGGGCGUUAUGUCUUUUUCCAACAUCCUUUCGAGUUCCGAGCCCGUCUCUAAACCCCGGCCGACUUCACAACCAGUCCCUGCCGACGACACUGUGAUCGCCGUAGACAAGUUGGAGAGGACGGACAAGGAGAAGAAACACCACCGAAAGAGCAUGAAGACAUCACGCAUCUCGGACAUUAGGAGCAUCGAGUCGACCCCCAAGAUACCCCGUAGGCCUGCCCAGCCGAAGGCCGACACCCCUUCUUCAACACGAGUACCGGCCAAAAGAUCGGCAAAUGGCCUCCCGAAGCACAAGGUCUUUUCGGCUGAGAAGGAAAAGAAGAUUCGAGAGCUCAUGGAACAGCUUGACUUCGAAGACGUGGAUGCGACCGAUUUCGACGACGAGCUGCACGCCUGGAAGGAGCGUGCCCAGCGUCGCCGACAAGAAAUGAAUCGGCGAGAUAUGACCUACCGACAAGCCCGGCGAAACGACUACGCUCAGCUCGAGGCCGACAAGCUCCAGUCACAUGCCGACUUUGGCAAAGGCCGGUACUACGAGAUCAACUACGACGAAGCGUUGAACGAAGUCAGAGAGCAAGAGCUCUUCGCCGAGAAGGAGCGGAAGAAAGAUAUGCAGCGUAAGAGGCGUCGUGAGAAAUCCAUGGCGACAACGAUGGACCAGCGGGCGGCGGCCCUGGCGAGAGCUUCUGCUGCCCAAGACGAGGCUGAGAGGCAAAAGUAUAUGCGGGAGGCCGAGCGUGCAAAUAAGAAAGUACAGCAGACCAAGUACAUCCUGCAGAAAGGGCUGAAGGGCCCCGCUCGCAAUAUGGGCCCGAUCGAACCGAAUCUCGAGGGCGGCACCAUGGCCACCUUCUCAGCCGAGAACAUGGAGCCGGGCAAGACGAAGGGCAAAGGCCGCGCUGGAGGCAGGCUCAAGAAGUCAAAGGAACAGAAGCAAGCGGAGAAGGAGUCGGCAGAGGCUGCACAGGCCGCCUUGGAUGCCGGCGAGGAGCUCCCGAGCAGGGAAGAAACUGCCAAGAUCCGCAUCAAGUUCAGCAAGUCGAAGGGCGGGAAGGACGAUGCUGACAAGGAGAACAAGGAGCCGAAGGAUUCCAAAGACAAGGAGAAGGCCACGGAGGAGCCCAAGGACCCGCUCGAGACGAGAUUCCAGUCCAAGGGUUUCAACCAGAUCUACGACCAGAUUUGGCGUGACCUGGCUCGAAAGGAUGUGAACAAGGUCUUUAGGCUGGCUACUGAUUCGUAUUCGACCAAGGCAUCCAACCUUAAGAAAACGGCUAUUCUGGCGUCCAAGGAAGCGAAACGAUGGCAACUCCGAACCAACAAGGGCACCAAGGACUUGCAAGCACGCGCUAAGCGUGUUAUGCGUGACAUGAUGGGCUUCUGGAAACGGAAUGAGCGCGAGGAACGUGAUCUGCGCAAGGCUGCCGAGAAGCAGGAGCUCGAGAACGCUCGUAAAGAGGAAGCCGACCGCGAAGCAGCCCGCCAGAAGAGGAAGCUCAACUUCCUGAUCUCACAGACCGAGCUGUACUCUCACUUUAUCGGCAAGAAGAUCAAAACCAACGAGGUCGAACGCAGCACCGACCAUCCCGACGUGGCGAAGGACGAUAAGGACAAAAUUCCGGAUCAGGAGUUGGAUGUCGAGGAGCCCACAGGACCCGUUGGCAGCAAGGUCACAAAUUUCGAGAACCUGGAUUUCGAUGCCGAGGACGAGUCGGCCCUCCGUGCUGCCGCCAUGGCCAAUGCCCAGAAUGCCAUCGCCGAGGCGCAGAAGAAGGCACGCGACUUCAACAAGGACGAUAACAACAUUGACGAAGAUGGCGAGAUGAAUUUCCAGAACCCCACUGGCAUGGGCGACGUCGAGAUCGAGCAACCGAAGCUCCUCAACUGUCAGCUUAAAGAAUACCAGCUCAAAGGCCUUAACUGGCUGGUCAACCUGUACGAACAAGGCAUCAACGGCAUCCUCGCCGACGAGAUGGGUCUCGGCAAGACAGUCCAAUCCAUUUCCGUCAUGGCCUACCUGGCAGAGAAGUACGACAUUUGGGGCCCCUUCCUCGUCGUUGCCCCUGCAUCGACCUUGCACAACUGGCAACAGGAAAUUACACGGUUCGUUCCCGAGUUCAAGGUGCUCCCUUACUGGGCUUGUCGUCUCCGAUGUCGCAUACUUCCAGAAGAUGAAGUGGCAGUACAUGAUCUUGGACGAGGCGCAGGCCAUCAAGAGCUCCCAGAGCUCCCGUUGGAAAUGCCUGCUGGGCUUCCAUUGCCGCAACAGGUUGCUGCUGACGGCGAGUGGUUCUCCAAGGAUAUCGAGUCACAUGCCCAGAGCAACACCAAACUAAACGAGGACCAGCUCAAGCGUCUGCACAUGAUCCUGAAGCCAUUCAUGCUUCGUCGUGUCAAGAAGCAUGUCCAGAAGGAACUGGGUGACAAAAUCGAGCUGGAUGUGUUCUGCGAUCUCACCUACCGCCAGCGGGCGAUGUACUCGAACCUGCGCAACCAGAUCAGCAUCAUGGAUCUGAUUGAGAAGGCAACCCUUGGUGAUGACGACUCCGCUAGUCUCAUGAAUCUCGUCAUGCAGUUCCGCAAGGUCUGCAACCAUCCGGACCUGUUCGAGCGUGCCGAUACCUCUUCGCCCUUUUCAUGCGGCUACUUUGCAGAGACGGCCUCAUUUGUUCGGGAGGGCACGAAUGUUAGCGUGGGUUAUUCGACGCGGAGUCUGGUCGAGUACGAGUUACCCCGUCUUGUGUGGCGAGACGGUGGACGCCUACACAAGGCUGGGCCCGACAAUCUUACUGCUGGCUUCCGCAGCAGGUAUCUGGAACAGAUGAUGAAUAUCUGGACACCUGAGAACAUCCAGGACAGUCUGGGCGGAACCGACAACUUCACAUGGCUCCGCUUUGCCAACACCAGCCCGCAGGAAGUCUACAGGGCCAGUCAUCAGGAUGUUUUCGCUCGUGCAACCGACCUGGCCGCCAAGAAGGACCGACUGGGAGCCAUGAAGGUUGUUUAUAGCGAACCUGAGGACCAGAACUGGACUCCCUCGCAUGCCCUGUUUCAGAUCUGCAAGCGCGAAGAUCGCAAGCCGUUGGCUGAGAUUACCGAAGAAGGCGUGCUUGGCAGCCUCAUGAACGUGGCCCGUUCGACGUACGAUGAUCUUGGGCUCGGUCGCCUUGAACAAGCUGCGCGCUCGCGCGCAACGGCUCCACCGAUUGAAGUUUCUUGCAACAGUCGCGGUUCUGUUAUCGAGUAUGAGAAUAUCUUGUUUAAUCCUCAGAUGCGCAAGGCGCUGUAUGGACCCACACCUCCAGAAGCGAAGGCCUUUGUCACGCAAAAGAUGCCCGUCGAGUUUUACCCGACGCCUGCUCUGCUGCCGGCACCGGACAACGAGAAGCAGAAGUUCACCAGCAUUACGGUGCCGUCCAUGCACCGCUUCGUUACCGACUCCGGCAAGCUUGCCAAGUUAGACGAACUCCUACGCCAGUUGAAGGAAGGCGGGCAUCGUGUCCUAUUGUAUUUCCAGAUGACCCGCAUGAUCGACAUGAUGGAGGAGUACCUGACGUACCGCAACUACAAGUACUGCCGGCUGGAUGGUUCCACCAAACUCGAAGACAGGCGCGACACGGUUGCCGACUUCCAAACCCGGCCCGAGAUUUUUAUCUUCUUGCUCUCGACUCGCGCAGGCGGUCUCGGCAUCAACCUCACGACGGCCGAUACUGUCAUCUUCUACGACUCGGAUUGGAACCCGACAAUCGACUCGCAAGCCAUGGACCGUGCGCAUCGUCUUGGUCAAACCAAACAAGUCACCGUCUACCGACUCAUCACGCGCGGCACGAUCGAAGAGCGGAUCCGCAAACGGGCAAUGCAGAAGGAAGAAGUGCAGCGCGUUGUCAUCACCGGCGGGUCCUCGGCGGCUGGUGGAGGAGUCGACUUCUCGGGCCGUAGGGCGCCCGAGAACCGCAACCGCGACAUCGCGAUGUGGCUCGCCGACGACGAGCAGGCCGAGCUCAUCGAACGGCGCGAGAAGGAGCUACUCGAGAGCGGCGAGUACGACAAGAUACAAAAGAAGCGUGGCGGUGGCAAGCGCAAACGUGGUGGCGAAGCUGCGGCCUCGGCUGCGGCAGCAUCGGUCAGCCUGGAUGAGAUGUACCACGAGGGCGAAGGCAACUUUGAUGACAACAAGGGCUCGGGCACGGCGACACCCACGGGCGGCGGCGGUGACGACGGGCGCGGUGGCAAGCGCAAGAAGAUGGGCAGCAAGAAAGCCAAAACUACCAAGCAGCGGCUGGCGAUCGCAGACGGCGAGAUCUAG
Molecule: messenger RNA, 5184 nt
Organism: Chaetomium globosum CBS 148.51
Lineage: Eukaryota; Fungi; Ascomycota; Sordariomycetes; Sordariales; Chaetomiaceae
Exons: 6
Coding region: 1-5184 (1727 amino acids)
Biological process (GO): DNA repair
Cellular component (GO): Ino80 complex
Molecular function (GO): ATP-dependent chromatin remodeler activity; ATP binding; ATP hydrolysis activity
Source: RefSeq, a predicted model, not a curated record